Molecule: messenger RNA, 1407 nt
Organism: Fonsecaea erecta
Lineage: Eukaryota; Fungi; Ascomycota; Eurotiomycetes; Chaetothyriales; Herpotrichiellaceae
Exons: 1
Coding region: 1-1407 (468 amino acids)
Cellular component (GO): cytoplasm
Molecular function (GO): oxidoreductase activity
Source: RefSeq, a predicted model, not a curated record
AUGACGAACCAUUUACUCCUCCCGGUCGCGGGACCAAUGCAAUCGUACUGGCAGCAAGAAGGGCAGAAAUAUCAUGACGCUGUCGGCGACAAUAUUGUUGAUCUUCCGAGUUCCUGUGAAGUCGCCAUCGUAGGCGGCGGAUAUUCUGGCAUCGCAACAGCUUACCACCUACUUCAUUUGGACCAUCCGCCAGCAAGCGUGGUCCUACUGGAGGCAAGGGAGCCAUGCUCUGGUGCCACGGGACGCAAUGGAGGGAAUCUUCGCCCUGACCUUUUUUUGGGGCCCGCGCGACUCUGCAAAAGAUUUGAACCAUCAGCGGCAUUCGAAAUCAUGCAAUUCGAAACUGACCAUCUCAGCAUGAUCAAGGACCUGAUCUUUGAGGAGGUCAUCGACUGCGAUUUCUGUGAGACGACCAGUCUCCUCGUCCUCACCACUUUGGACCAAGUUGCUGCUGCACGCGAAAUGUACGACACAUUGAAGCAAGCGCCCCAGUUUGACAAGACUGUCUCGAAUGAUUUGACCUUUUACGUUGGAGAUGAUGCGCCACGUCGCACCGGUAUGGCAGAAGCUAAGGGUUACGUUGCGAUGCCGGCGGCGCAUUUAUCACCGUAUAAGCUCCUUAUGGCUUUACUGAGGCGUUGCAUGGACAAAGGUCUUGCCCUCAAAAGCCAUACACCCGUGUUGUCUGUACGUAGUGCAGGUCACGAAGGCCAUAUUCUGACCACCGAGACUGGAGCCACGACGACAGCCCACAAAGUUAUCUAUGCGACUAACGCCUAUACAUCGGCGCUACUUCCGGAAUAUUCCAAUGCCAUUAUCCCCUGCAAAGGCCUCGCAUGUCGCAUUGCAGGCCCUGAAGGAAAAAUGCUGCCCGGUCUCCCGACAUCGAGCAUCUUAAGCAUGGAGCAGGACCCCGCAUCAGAUGCCACAGGGUACAAUUACAUGAUACAACUCGCGGACAACACCAUCGUGGUCGGUGGUGCUCAUCACACAUACAAGAAAGGUGAACCUGAGAGCUGGUACAACAACGCUGAUGAUAGUCAUACCAUUGAAGAAGCUCAGAGAUACUUCGAGGCCGAUUUUAUGCAACGAGCGUUCAUCGGAUGGGAAACCACGUACGCGCAGGUUAAUCAAGUAUGGACAGGCAUCAUGGGAUAUAGUGCAGAUUCACUACCACACAUUGGCUCGAUACCCAACAGACCGGGGAGUUUUGUCCUUGCGGGUUUCAACGGCCACGGCAUGCCAGUCAUAUUCAAAGCCGCAAAGGAGCUUGCCGCGAUGGUUAAACAAGGCCUCGAAUACGAGCAGACUGCACUCCCAGCGCUGUAUAAGACGACUGGCGAAAGAUUAGCGUCCACGCGGAAUGACAUUCUUGGUGGACGGGGCCUAAAAGUGCGAGGAACGUGA